Cladocopium goreaui is the source of this 920-nucleotide messenger RNA. NCBI's taxonomy places the organism in Eukaryota, Dinophyceae, Suessiales, Symbiodiniaceae. The record is from the annotation of a GenBank genome assembly.
GCACCAAGCUUCACGACCGCAUGCGCAAAGGCUUAAGGGCGCUGAUGACCGCGCACGAGACUCACAGGAGCGAAGUGGAGCAGAGUCAGAGAAUCCUGCGGGAAAACUUGGAGCAAAAGCUGGAGAACCAAUGGCAGGAGGUGUUGAGCCAGUUCGAGGACCGAUGCUUGUACAAGGAGGAUGGCGACUUGCGGAAUCGCAUUGAGGGCUUAGAAGCCUCAAUAGAUCCCACCCUGGAGCGCCACACGCAAGGCCUCCAGCUGAAAUGCGAGGAGCUGGAGCAGCGGUGCAAGGCCCAUGACAGCACCGUCUUUGAGCAGAUGUUGAAGACAGAGACUUCCAAGAUCUCGAGCUCGGUCAGCGACCAGAUUGCCGUGGCACACCUGGACUGCAAAGAAACUCAAAAGACCAUCUUGGAUCACUUGAGCAAGGAGACGGCCGAACGCCAAGAGCAAGCCCGUGGAAUCAACGGCGACCUGGCGAGUCUGGGAAACAGCCUGGGAGACCGGCUGGGUCGGCUUGAAGGUGCCUGGCAUGGCGUACGUCAGGACUGGCGCGAAUCUCAAAGCAGCUUCCGCUCGAUGCAGGGGCAGCUGCGGUUGCUGGAAGAUGGGUUGGAAAGUGGCCUCCAGGGGCUUCGAUCCGAGAUGCACAGCUCUUUGCGGGAGGAGCGGCUGAAACGAGAAGUGAACGGGACGAGCAUGGCAGAGCAGAUGCAAGCUUGGGAGGAAUUUCACAAACACCUGCGUCAGUUCUAUAUGGCCCACACUGCUUUGCCUCCAGGUGACCGAUUGAGAGACUCCGAAAUGGACAUGGCGCGUUUGGCUGAGAUGCUGAGAUGCUCCCAUGAUGAGGGCGGAAGGAUGGGAGAUAUCGGAGAUAUUCCCGAAAUCCUCAGAGAUUCGGCAGGGGAGGUCUAA